AUGACAGGAAUUGGCGACAACAAUGGUCAACGACAACCAAACUUCCUCCAAAAGCUUUACGCUUUCCUUGCUUUGAGCCCUCAUCCUUGUCCCGAUGUUAUAUACUGGGCUUCAGACAGCAGACAACUAGUCAUCGCGCAUCCCGAUAGGCUCGCCAAAGAAGUACUUCCCAAGCUCUUUAAACAUGAUAAGAUCGCAUCGUUCGGUAGACAACUAAACAUAUACGGAUUCUCUCGUCUCUUCCCCGGACGACAAUUCAAAGAUGCCAGCGGCAACGUCUCCAAUGCCAGUGUAUGGGCUCAUCCCACCCUUCAUCGCCUUUCUACUCCAGAGGACUUGUCGACAGUAAAACGAAGAGCCCCACCCAAGCUCGUACGUACUCGUCGUCUAGCAAACGGCGAUAUCGUACGUACUCGAGCCGGCCCUGCUAUCCUCGAGAAAGCCAAAGAAGUGCGCGAAGUUAUGCGCGAAAGUCGACGAAAAAGAGUAGACGCUUGGGUCAAGAAUAACAGUAACGACACUCCGGCUUCUAACAUCCACGAGCAGUCAGAACAGCCGGCUACACCCAUAGCUCCCAUCACAGCCAUGCACCGUCUUUCGGCCCCAUCUCAACCUGACAUGCCCCAAAGUCGUCUUCCUGAUAUCCCCGAGAUGCCUGAGGGUCAAGUCCAUCGCAUCGCCCAAGUACCACCCUUACCGCAAGCCCAGCCGCCUACAAUGAUGUUCCACUCCCAAAACCAAUCCCCAGCCGAGCUCGCAGUAUCCAACCACUCUUUGUCUCUCAUGUCUCCUCCAUUGACAUCUCGUCUAUACCACUCGGCCCCCGCGUCGAUCCAGACACCCGGGGUACUGCCGAGUACGAUAGACGAAUGGAGAGCGUUUCUUGCGCCAUCGCUUUCACUUGCAGCUCCUCAGAAGGAGGAGCAGCGUGGGAUUUCUAUGCCCCGGCAUGGGAGUUUACAGAUCGACGCCGCGCUGGCGAAUGCUUCCAUUGGCGGAUCGUGUACCGGUGAUCAGUCGAUUGCUGCUCCGGCAGCGGAUCCACCCACGCCCUUCUCCUCUUCCAUCGACAGACCCGUCUUCACCUCUCCCUAUGUCAACUCACAAUCGCUCGCAAAUUCGAUCAUCCCAACGCCUCUUCCCACUCCUCGAUUCUUCGGUUCGAUGGAUAGUACUUCGUCGGCUUAUGUUGCAAACUCUCCAUUCACAACAUCUACUGCUCAGCUUUCUACAACGAGCUUGUCUGGUGUCAAUGAUGAUAUGGCGGGAGUAGGGAUGCGACGCGAUAGUGAAAUGUCCAACGUACCCCCUCCUUUACCGCAUCAGCAUCUCCGAUGGAGCCAAUGGAUCAGGGAAUAA
Molecule: messenger RNA, 1359 nt
Organism: Cryptococcus wingfieldii CBS 7118
Lineage: Eukaryota; Fungi; Basidiomycota; Tremellomycetes; Tremellales; Cryptococcaceae
Exons: 6
Coding region: 1-1359 (452 amino acids)
Biological process (GO): regulation of DNA-templated transcription
Molecular function (GO): sequence-specific DNA binding; DNA-binding transcription factor activity
Source: RefSeq, a predicted model, not a curated record